Messenger RNA from Uncinocarpus reesii 1704, 1842 nucleotides. RefSeq lists its product as uncharacterized. The record is from RefSeq and is a predicted model, not a curated record. Gene Ontology annotation, molecular function: ATP binding; ATP-dependent protein folding chaperone. Lineage: Eukaryota; Fungi; Ascomycota; Eurotiomycetes; Onygenales; Onygenaceae. The coding region runs from base 1 to 1842 and encodes 613 amino acids. The transcript is spliced from 9 exons.
AUGUCAUCAGCAGGGAUAAACAACCUGUUCGGCUCCCUAUCGCUCAAUUCAACACACAAAAUCAUUGUUGGCGUGGACUAUGGCACAACCUUCACUGUCAUCAUCGACAAAUGGCCAGGACCGAACAAAAUCAGCGACACCAUCGGAAAAACUCCCUCGCGGAUUGCCUAUCCGUUUGACAACCGGUCAAUUGGAAAGGUCAAAUGGGGGUUCGAGAUCCAGCCAGGACUAACCGCAUACUCGUGGACAAAAUUGCUACUAGAUGAAGAUACACCACUCACAAAAUACGACGAUCACGCCUUGGAGAAGGCCUCCGAACUGGGUCUCUUGAAACUGCCCGGUGACAAAUCGGCAGUUGAUGUUGCAUCGGACUUUUUGUCUGAGGUUUACAGUCAUAUCCUUAAAAUCAUCGAAAAGCAAAUAUCAGCUCAAACCUUGGCCAUCACACCGCUUGAAUUUUGGUUUACAGUUCCAGCGAUUUGGUCAGAUAAAGCAAAAGCCGCCACAAGCACAGCAGCGAGACGCGCGGGCUUUGGCACUCGGCUUGGAGAUGCAAUCUUCAUGAUUGCUGAGCCCGAAGCUGCGGCCGUUGCAGCUCUGAAGAAGACCACGGUUGAUGGGCUUGGAGCUUCCGUAAAGCCUGGGGAUGGCGUUCUCGUCUGCGAUUGCGGCGGAGGCACGGUGGAUAUCACGACUUAUUUAAUCAACGAAGUGCAGCCCACUUUGGUUUUCGAGGAGCUAUGCACUGGAAUCGGUGGAAAAUGCGGCUCCACAGCGGUAGACCGUAACUUUUACAACCUCAUGUCGAAUCGGUUUGGAGAAUGCUUCGAUAAUCUCCCUCCCAAGAAAAAGGGCCCUGGUAGCGAGUUCAUGAAUAAGUUUGAAAUAAUCAAGCUAGAUUUUGGGAAUGAUACGGACGGAACGACCCAUGAACUUCCUCUUCGGAUGGAGGUUAUUGAGACUAACCCGGCGCAUUAUGAUGACGAAGAGUGUCUAGUGAUGAUUAAUGAUGGCGAUCUCCGCGCCGUCUUCGAUCCUGUCGUUGAUCAGAUAUUAGAGCUUGUACGACAGCAAAUCAAGGAUGCCAAUGCAGAGACGGGGAAAAACACAAUCAAUAAAAUUAUAUUAGUUGGCGGCUUUGGAGACUCAGAAUAUCUCCGCCGGGCUUUUCAAAAGUCGUUCGGGUCUGAUGGCAAUAUUCUCGUCACGGUGCCCGACAGACCACAAACCGCUAUUGUCCGGGGAGCAGCUCUGCGCGGCCUUGAGGGCCUUCGGUCAAUAACUAAAAGAUGCCGGCGGCACUACGGAUACAGCUGGGCGGUGCCGUUCAGGGCGAAUGAACAUAAGGAGCCCGAGUCAUUCAUCGACCCGUGGAGUGGGCUGAAGUUGGCGAGUGGGAUGAUGAAAUGGAUGAUUGCAAAGGUAGCUACAGUGUCAUAUGGGCUCAGAACCUCUUUAAUGAUCUACCCAUCUAACGCUGUGUUCAAGGGGGAAAAAUACGCUGAGGAUUAUCACUACGAAGUGAACAUCCUCCGAACCCACUACCAGGGAGAAAACUUGCGAACCGAACUUGACCUAUACUCAUCCGAUCUGUCGGUUGCCCCAAAGCGAAGGUUUAAUGUAGGUGUUCGGCGGGUUGGCAAAAUCGAGGUUGACUUUACGUCUGUCAACCUAGACUCGUUUCCCAAAAAAACGAUUGGAGGCGAAUUGGCGUAUUCUUUGAAAUACACGGUCCGAGUUAUUUUUGGAGCCAAAGAUGGUGUUUUGAAGUUUGAAGCCCGUUCAGAUGGUCGAUUAAUUGGGACAACCAGUAUCACUUAUGCCACUGCACAGCACUUUUGA